GGGGUCUGCCUUCCCUGGAGGCUUGCUCUGGAGGUGCUUAUACGUCUGUAAAGAAAUGUGCACCGCGCUUUACAGUGUGCCUCUUCCACUUCUUACAACCUCCAACAGUGAUAUAUCCCAUUUAUACCUGGGCUAAGGAGAGACGGUUGUGACUUCGUUUAAUGAAGUCAGGAUCAGAGUCAGCUGGAAGAAGGAGAGCUUUAAGACUUGACGCUGCGUCUUAGGAAGUACAUACAGUUAACAGUGAAGAGCAAUUGCCAGCGCGGAGAUCUGAGGCCUGAGAAGGGGAACAAUCAGGUUGUUUUGGAGACCUGGGUUUUCAGAGCAGGAGGAAAUACUGCUAAACUCUCCUGCAGGUCCAUUACUAUAAUUAGUUGACUGAGUGGCCACCACUGUAAGUAGUAUUACCAAGAAGAGAAGUAAAAGCCAAUUCCUGCACUGCAAAGGUUCAUUUUGUUUAAUUUGUGUUUAGAAAAAUCAGUCAUCAAGUGAGCUGGUAUUGCACUGGGGGAAUAAGACAGUGAUGCAGCCCCUGCCCUGGUGAGGCUCCCACAUUUGCUGGGUGGAUGGACAUGAAAAUGGGAGAACAGGAAAUGGAAACCAAGAAAGCUUCCCGGGUGGAGGGGAGUGUGGUCUACCUCACUGGGAAGACUUACAGAGCAGCAACUGGAGAUGUAGGAAUAACAUGAGCAUGAAAUAGAAGCCCCCACUUGGCAGAGAAAGCAUCUGCAUCCAGGAUGGCUUCUUCUCUCAGAGCCCAGAUGCCCAUCCAGCCUCCAGGCAAAGAAACAGAAGAGAUGGAGGCAGAAGGCGACUCAGCAGCUGAGAUGAACGGGGAGGCGGAUGAGAGCGAGGAGGAGCGGAGCGGCAGCCAGACUGAGUCAGAGGAGGAGAGCUCAGAGAUGGAUGACGAGGACUAUGAGCGGCGCCGCAGCGAGUGCGUCAGUGAGAUGCUGGACCUGGAAAAGCAGUUCUCAGAGCUGAAAGAGAAGUUGUUCAGGGAACGGCUGAGCCAGCUGCGCUUACGACUGGAGGAAGUGGGGGCGGAGAGAGCCCCCGAGUACACAGAGCCUCUUGGAGGGCUGCAGCAGAGUCUAAAGAUCCGCAUUCAGGUGGCAGGAAUCUACAAGGGCUUCUGUCUGGAUGUGAUCAGGAAUAAAUAUGAGUGUGAACUUCAGGGAGCCAAACAGCACCUAGAGAGUGAGAAGCUGCUGCUGUAUGACACGCUCCUUGGGGAGCUGCAGGAGCGGAUCCAGAGGCUGGAGGAGGACCGCCAGAGCCUGGACAUCAGCUCUGAGUGGUGGGACGACAAACUGCAUCCCAGAGGCAGCUCGAAGGCCUGGGACUCGCUGCCACCCGGCAAGAGGAAGAAGGCACCUCUCGUUUCUGGCCCAUACAUUGUCUACAUGCUGCAGGAGAUCGACAUCCUGGAAGACUGGACGGCUAUCAAAAAGGCCAGGGCAGCAGUGUCCCCUCAGAAGAGAAAAGCAGAUGGCCCCUGACCCUGUGUUUACACUCAGAGGGUCCUUGGAGCAGCUGGUACCACACACGGGACUGACAUUUUCUGCAAAGGCAGGGGUUGCCCAGUAGCUCUCCAGUGUUACUGCUGUCCCCUGACCCUCUGCUAACACUGGCCUGGACUCUUCUGCUGUCCUUGGGAUCGCCAUAGCUGUGGCCCUGAAGCUGACCUGGCCAAGCAAGACUGUUAUCUCCAAUCCCUGACCACCAGUGUCCCCCAACAAAGAAGAUGGGCUUCAUCCAAAGCAGCAACCCUCCUGACUUUCAACCCUACCCCCAGCCACUAAGCCAGGAGCUGGGCCCCACUACAACUCCUAAAAAAAAAAAAAAAAUUCUGUCGGAGUCUUGCCCAUCCUAGCUGCCGCUGGAGAUGCAGCCUCCCAGUCUUUCUCAGGGCCAUUCCUGGGGUCUGCCUCCAAGAUUCCAAAGACUGGAAUAAAACUCAUCCUGAUACCUUGACAUGAC
Peromyscus eremicus (cactus mouse) is the source of this 1983-nucleotide messenger RNA. RefSeq names its product BRMS1 transcriptional repressor and anoikis regulator (gene Brms1). Gene Ontology annotation, cellular component: Sin3-type complex. Gene Ontology annotation, biological process: negative regulation of transcription by RNA polymerase II. The record is from RefSeq and is a predicted model, not a curated record. Lineage: Eukaryota; Metazoa; Chordata; Mammalia; Rodentia; Cricetidae. Bases 738 to 1502 code for a protein of 254 amino acids. Gene Ontology annotation, molecular function: histone deacetylase binding. The transcript has 10 exons.